AUGGAACAAAGAGGACAUAGGACAACAUGGAUUUUCUGCGUGAUGCUCCUGGUUUUUAGUCGUGUGUUGGGACAAAUUAGAUAUUCAAUCUCAGAGGAAGUAAAGGAAGGUACUGCUGUUGGGAAUAUCGCGAAGGAUUUGGGUCUGGACAGGGCCACUCUGAAAGAGAGAGGCUACCGUAUUGUGCACGGCACUGAGGAGCCCCCCUUUCGAGUGAAUCAGGAUGACGGCCUCUUGUAUGUGAAUGGGAACAUCAACAGAGAGGAAAUGUGUGAUCGAAACAAGGUUUGUGUGAUUGACUUAAAAACUGUCCUUGAAAAUCCACUCGAGGUGCACUACGUGGCAGUCGAGGUUCUGGACGUAAACGACCACGCGCCAAGCUUCCCAGAGCGGGAAACGACAUUGGAGAUCUCAGAAUCUGCGCUCCCGGGUGCGAGGUUUCAGCUGCAGGCUGCGCGCGAUGCCGACACGGGCGCUUUGUCUGUGCAGCACUACAAGCUGAGCCCUAACGAACACUUUCGUUUGGAGGUGAAAGAUCGAGGCGAGGACCGUAAAACGCCGAGUUUGGUUCUCCAAAAGUCGCUGGAUCGAGAAUCCUUCAAGACGCAUGUGUUGUUUUUAACCGCCUCCGAUGGGGGAAAACCUCCACUAUCUGGCAACAUGACAAUAAUAGUGGAGGUGUUUGACGUCAAUGAUAACCCGCCGGUUUUCACCCAGGAAUCAUACGCUGUGCAUUUAAAUGAGAAUUCACCCCUCGGGACGACAGUGGUGCAAGUGAACGCAACGGAUUUAGACGAUGGCUUAAAUGGUGAAGUUAUUUAUUCUUUUGGUAAUGACGUGGACUCCAGUACGCGAGCUCGUUUUAAUUUAAAUCACGUGACUGGGGUGAUUACAGUAGCAGGGGGAAUCGAUUUUGAAGAGUGUAACAGGUAUGAAAUUGAUAUACAGGCGUCUGAUAAAGCCGUAGCAACACUGUCCACUGACAAAAGUGUCAUCAUCCACAUCGUUGACAUAAAUGACAACGCCCCUGACAUUGAAGUGACGUCAUUUUCCAACGCGUUGCCAGAGGAUGCCAAACCAGGGACCACAGUCGCUUUAAUAAGUGUGAAAGAUUCAGACUCUGGCCUGAAUGGGAAAGUUAUGUGUCAUACCAGCCUGUACGUCCCUUUCAUGCUGUCCCCCUCUUUACAGAAUAAUAUGUAUUCUCUGGUUACAAAACAACUUUUGGAUAGAGAACAACAGUCACAUUUUAGUGUCACAAUUUUAGCUAAGGAUGCAGGAGAGCCGUCUUUAUCUUCCCAUAAAACCAUACAAAUUAUUGUGUCUGAUGUGAAUGAUAACAGUCCAGAAUUUUCACACAGUACAUAUAUAUUUUACAUGAAUGAAAAUAACAUUCCAGGAAAUCCUAUUGUAUCAGUGGCGGCCCAUGACUAUGACCAGGGGAGAAAUGCUGUGAUUGAAUAUCGUAUAGUGAGAGAGAAAAGCAGUGAGCGAGUGCUGACCUCCUUUCUGAACAUUAAUAGUGAAACUGGAGAAGUGUCAGCACAAAAAAGUUUGGACUUUGAGACAGUAAAAAAUUUCAGUUUUCAAGUAUUGGCCACAGAUUGCGGAAUUCCUCCACUUAGCAGCAACGUGACAGUGAACGUGUUCAUUCUGGAUCAGAACGACAAUGCUCCAGUCAUCCUUUAUCCAGUCAGCUCCAACGGUUCUGCUGAGGGUGUGGAGGAGAUUGCCCGCAAUAUGAAAGCAGGGGACUUGGUGACUAAAGUCAGAGCUUAUGACCCUGAUAUAGGAUAUAACGGAUGGUUACUCUAUUCAUUUGGGCAAGUUACUGACCACAGUCUCUUUUCUUUGGACCGCUAUACGGGCCAAAUCAGAACACUUCGCUCGUUGACAGGGACAGACGAGGCUGAGCAUCGGCUGCUCAUACUGGUCAAAGACAAUGGCAAUGUUUCACUCUCAGCGACAGCUACUGUAAUAGUCAAACUUGUGGAGCCCAAAGAGGCUUUUGCAGCUUCGGAUGUCAAAAGUUCACUAAAAGUGGACCAGGAGGAGGACAAUAUGACAUUUUAUCUCAUCAUCACUUUGGGCUCGGUCUCACUGCUUUUUGUCGUCAGCAUUAUUGUGCUGAUCGCCAUACAGUGCUCCAAAACUACACAGUCCACUUCCAAAUAUCUCCAAGACUCCAAUUAUGAUGGCACGCUGUGUCACAGCAUCCAAUACAGAUCGGGAGAUAAACGCUAUAUGUUAGUUGGACCUAGAAUGAGUAUCGGAUCUACUGUUGUCCCGGGAAGCCACGCCAACACUCUGGUGCUCCCUGAAAGGAGGCACACUUCUGGGGAGGUAAGAUUAAUUGACCUGUUACUCUGA
Messenger RNA from Nerophis lumbriciformis (worm pipefish), 2370 nucleotides. The record is from RefSeq and is a predicted model, not a curated record. NCBI's taxonomy places the organism in Eukaryota, Metazoa, Chordata, Actinopteri, Syngnathiformes, Syngnathidae.